This is a messenger RNA of Struthio camelus australis, 513 nucleotides long. The record is from RefSeq and is a predicted model, not a curated record. Lineage: Eukaryota; Metazoa; Chordata; Aves; Struthioniformes; Struthionidae.
AUGCCCUGCCAGGUCUACGUCCCCACAGUGUUCGAGAAGUACACAGCCUCCUUCCAGGUUGGCAGCAAGCCUGUGAAGAUCCACCUCUGGGACACGGCAGGACAGGAAGAUUAUGACAGGCUUCGCCCACUGUCUUACUCGGAUGCCAAUGUUAUCCUCAUGUGCUUUGAUGUCACUAACCCCAGCAGCUAUGACAACAUCCUAACGAAGUGGUGCCCGGAGGUGAACCACUUCUGCAAGGGUGUCCCCGUGGUGCUGGUGGGCUGCAAGACCGACCUGCGGAAGGACCGGGCCGUGCUGCAUAGGCUCCAUGAGGACCGCCUGGAGCCCAUCACCUUCCAGCAGGGGGAGGCCAUGGCCCGGCUGGUCCACGCAGCAUUCUACUUCGAGUGCUCAGCCAAGUACCAGGAGAACAUCUCGGCCAUCUUCGUGGCAGCUUGCAAGGCCGCACUCAGCACCGUGCGGAGGACCCAGCGCCGGAGGCGACCCAAGCGGGACUGUGUGCUCUGCUGA